This is a messenger RNA of Tyto alba (common barn owl), 833 nucleotides long. It is a transcript of the gene ANAPC10, whose product is annotated as anaphase promoting complex subunit 10. Lineage: Eukaryota; Metazoa; Chordata; Aves; Strigiformes; Tytonidae. The transcript is spliced from 5 exons. The record is from RefSeq and is a predicted model, not a curated record. Bases 122 to 679 code for a protein of 185 amino acids. Gene Ontology annotation, biological process: protein K11-linked ubiquitination; anaphase-promoting complex-dependent catabolic process. Gene Ontology annotation, cellular component: anaphase-promoting complex.
GUGUCAUUCGUCCGUCUGCCCGUCCCUUCAUGUUUCCCCCCUCCCCGCCCGCUGAGGGGAACGCGCGCAGCGCCAGCCCUGCCGCCCCCUCACCCGCCGCAGCGGCUUCGUGGUAUCAGAAAUGACUACCCCAAACAAGACACCACCUGGUGCUGAUCCAAAGCAGUUAGAGAGGACUGGUACUGUUAGAGAAAUAGGCUCACAAGCAGUUUGGUCUCUUUCAUCCUGUAAGCCAGGAUUUGGAGUGGAUCAGUUACGAGAUGACAAUCUAGAAACUUACUGGCAGUCAGAUGGAUCACAGCCUCAUUUGGUGAACAUCCAAUUUAGAAGAAAAACAACAGUGAAGACGUUAUGUAUUUAUGCAGACUACAAAUCUGAUGAAAGUUACACGCCAAGCAAAAUCUCUGUCAGAGUAGGAAAUAAUUUUCAUAAUCUCCAGGAAAUCCGGCAACUUGAAUUAGUGGAACCAAGCGGCUGGAUUCAUGUUCCUUUAACAGAUACCCAUAAGAAGCCUAUUCGCACAUUUAUGAUUCAGAUUGCUGUUCUAGCUAAUCACCAAAAUGGAAGAGACACUCACAUGAGACAAAUCAAAGUGUACACCCCGGUGGAAGAGAGCUCUAUUGGUAAAUUCCCUAGAUGUACAACGAUCGAUUUCAUGAUGUAUCGCUCAAUAAGAUAAAAUUUCUUAAUGAGAAAUAAUAAAGGCAUUUUUUAAUGGCAGUAUCAUUGCUUAAGUAUUCAUAUAGUUAGAGCAGGGUUUACUUCAGUGUAAUUGUCUGUCUAUGUUUAUACUUUGUACAAUUUUGAAAUAAAGAUAAUCUUGUGUUACGGUA